AUGAUUGAAAGUGACGAUAGUUGGGUAGAGAUCGUAGAAGAAUUCUCUAGUAGAGUUAGCCUUGACAUUCCCUCACUUUCUGCAGAGGAGAACGGCAAAGUCUCUGGCGAUGUGAACAACGGAGAGGAAAGAGCUAUGGUAUGGCCAAAGCUUUACAUAACCCUCUCUAGCAAAGAGAAAGAGGAGGAUUUUCUUGCUAUGAAGGGUUGCAAGCUUCCUCAAAGACCCAAAAAGAGAGCUAAGAUAAUCCAAAGAAGCUUACUUUCGGUGAGUCCUGGCGCGUGGUUGACUGAUAUGUGCCAAGAGAGAUAUGAAGUUAGGGAAAAGAAAAGUAACAAAAAGAGGCCAAGAGGAUUGAAGGCUAUGGGGAGUAUGGAAAAUGAUUCUGAAUGA
This is a messenger RNA of Gastrolobium bilobum, 393 nucleotides long. RefSeq lists its product as uncharacterized. Lineage: Eukaryota; Viridiplantae; Streptophyta; Magnoliopsida; Fabales; Fabaceae. The transcript is spliced from 4 exons. The record is from RefSeq and is a predicted model, not a curated record. The coding region runs from base 1 to 393 and encodes 130 amino acids.